UGUCCUCCUGCUCAGCUCCUCCUCAGUCUGCAUGCCCAGCUCUCCUCCUCCCAGCAGCAUCAGGACCAGACUAAGGAGGCGCCAGGUGUGCAAGACACACCCACACGUCUUCCCAACACCCCCCACAGGGACAAGACACCAGAAGCACCUGCGGAGGACUGUUCCCAGCUGUAUCGCCGUGGUUACCAUAGUAAUGUCUGUGUCACCAUGGUUACUUGAUUCUGACAUGUUCCAUCUGUGACAGAAGCACCUGCGGAGGACUGUUCCCAGCUGUAUCUCCGUGGUUACCGGACAAGCGGAGUGUUCACCAUCAGCCCGCAGACAGGCGUGCAGUUCCGCAUCUGGUGCGACAUGGAGACUGCAGGCGGUGGCUGGUCAGUUAUCCAGAGGCGUGUGGACGGUUCGGUGCUGUUUAACCGGACGUGGGACCAGUACAAGUGGGGAUUCGGGACCGUAGAGGGGGAGUUCUGGUUGGGGAACGACAAAAUCCACCAGCUGACGGCCCGCGGCGACGCCCGGCUACGGGUCGAUCUCACCGACUGGGAGGGGAACACUGCAUACGCGGAGUAUAACACCUUCAGGCUGUCUGACGAGAGGCACAAGUACAGACUGGAGAUCUACGGCUACUCCGGCACCGCAGGCGACGCCAUGACCGGGAGCGACCCCAACAACGGAGCGCCGUUCUCGACGCUGGACCGGGACAACGACGGUUACUCCGGGAUAUCGUGCGCUGCCGGGUACGGCGGGCAGGGCGGCUGGUGGUUCCAUAACUGCGGCCAGUCGUACCUGAACGGGCGCUACCUGCGGGACUGCGGCUUCUCGUGUCCGUACGCACAGGGCGUCGUCUGGAGCGAGUGGAAAAACUUCCACUACUCCCUCAAACACGCCUCCAUGAAGGUCCGACCAAACAACUUCCAAAUCAGCAACAACAAAAACUAAAUGGGAUCAGCGAACCAAAAUAGUUGAAAUUCCACCAUGUGAAAACAGCAAGUGAAUCCAGAAAUAACAAACAGCUGAGAUGCCUCAUUUAGCCAUCCUUACUGAUAAUUUGAUAUCUUCAAUUUGCUGUAUUAUUACUAUUAAGUAUACAGCUCUACCGUUAGUGCCAAGCUGCAACUUCAAUGUAGGUCUAAGCGUUAUUAUGAUUUGAUGCCGAUGUCAACAAAAGAAAACAAUGAAAUAAAAAUGAUGAAAACAAAA
Messenger RNA from Branchiostoma floridae (Florida lancelet), 1200 nucleotides. RefSeq names its product ficolin-2-like. Lineage: Eukaryota; Metazoa; Chordata; Leptocardii; Amphioxiformes; Branchiostomatidae. The record is from RefSeq and is a predicted model, not a curated record. Bases 352 to 939 code for a protein of 195 amino acids. The transcript has 4 exons.